AGCUAACCAACAUGGGCCUCCUUCGAAUUGCCAACUUAGCCAAUUGCUUGCUCUUGACCGCAAGUGUUACUCAAGCAGCUAUAUCCGACCCCACACAACAGCUCGGUGGAAACAGCCCAUGGUUCCCAGGCCCCGACGUCAACGACAUCCCUUACGAGGUCCCUGAUGGCUGCUCUGUGGAUAUGGCCGCGUUCGUGUCUCGCCAUGCCUCGAGAUAUCCGGACCCUGGUGCCUACAAUGGGUGGGUAGCACUUGCUGAGAAGAUUCAUGCUGCUCAAUUCACUGCCACAGGUGACUACAGCUUUAUCUCACCAUGGAAGCCUGUACUCCGUAACCCAGCUGUUGAAAUCUCAGACAUCUCUAUAGGAGGAUACAAGGAGCUGUAUGACAUGGGUGUUUCUUAUCGUUGGAGAUAUCCCGACUUCUAUACCGAGAACACCCCUUUCUCAGUGUUUGCCAACCAAUACCCCGCUGCACCAAGAGUCGUCAACUCCGCAAGACUUUUUGCUAGAGGAUAUUUGGGACCCAACUCCACCUAUGGUGAUGUCUAUGUGCUCAAGUCCAACGUCCCGGAGUCCAUCGCAAAUUCUUUGGCUCCUUCAGACUCUUGUCAUACAUACAGCGAUAAUGGUGGUGGUGAUAACCUCACAACCUGGAAUAACUUGUACCUGCCUGCUGUCACUAAACGCAUCAACAGCCAUCUUCAUGGCAACCUUACCUUUACUGACUCGGACGUCACUAACUUUCCUUAUUUGUGCGGCUUCGAGACGCAGAUCACUGGCCGCAGAUCACCAUGGUGCAACAUCUUCACUGACGAUGAGCUCCGCAAGUAUGAAUAUGCACAGGAUCUGCGCUACUACUACGGUUCUGGUCCUGGGUCAGGCAAGAACUACACAUUAAUGCAGCCCGUCCUCAACGCCAUCGUUCAGAGACUUGUCGAUGGUCCCAACAAGACAUAUGUUAACAGCAACGGCCAGUCGUGGACACCAGGUCCCCUCAUCCCCAUGUUCACCAACGAUGGUCAGAUCAAUCAGCUUGCUUCCGAGAUUGGUGUCUUUGAUCAGCAGAAGCCUCUGCCCAGCACCAAGAUCCCUAACGACCAGGUAUCAACUCUUCGAUACUUCUGUGACCAUCGCCACUACGUGACCAUGCGUGGUACCAUCAAUUUCGAGCGCCUGACUUGCUCAAACAAGAAAUAUGUCCGCAUCACACUCAACGAUGCCGUCUAUCCUGUGCCAUCUUGCCAAAACGGUCCUGGAAAGUCUUGCCCACUUGAGAGCUAUGCUGCACUCAUUGCUCAGAAGAGCCAGUCCCAAGGCAGUUUUGUUCAGACGUGCGGUCUUCGCAACUCGACUGCUGCCGGAAAGACAAACACUGCCACCUUUCUGGUUGACAAUGCAUUGUCUUGGGAGUAUGUUGUCAAGCCU
This is a messenger RNA of Aureobasidium musti, 1427 nucleotides long. The record is from the annotation of a GenBank genome assembly. NCBI's taxonomy places the organism in Eukaryota, Fungi, Ascomycota, Dothideomycetes, Dothideales, Saccotheciaceae.